Podospora pseudocomata is the source of this 144-nucleotide messenger RNA. RefSeq lists its product as uncharacterized. Lineage: Eukaryota; Fungi; Ascomycota; Sordariomycetes; Sordariales; Podosporaceae. The record is from RefSeq and is a predicted model, not a curated record. The transcript has a single exon. The coding region runs from base 1 to 144 and encodes 47 amino acids.
AUGUGCCUCCCCUGCUGGCCAAUCACCAAGACAACCCACGAGCGCGGGAGCAACCAGCGUAGCAAUCCCCAACGCUACCGCUGGCACUGGAGCCGCACCAGAAACAUGUGGAUUCUUCGAGAUACGGUACGUACGCGGUGUUGA